AGUCGGCCUGCGAGCGCGCGCGGCGGUGCCUCGCGAGUCCUGCGCGAUGUGUCGUGCCUCGCGCGUGGACGUGACAUGAGCGCGCGCCUCAGAGGCCAUGGUGCAGCUCGUGUGGGCGUGCUGGCUGGCGCUGCUCGCCUCUGCCGGCGCUAGGAGAAGCCGAAAUUUGGAAUCGCGAAGUGGACUCACUGCAAUUGAUGAUUUCACAAAUGAGGCCACGCUGCCGAGGUUCGCCGAGCCGAUCCCGAACGUGACGGUGAGCGUGGGCCGAGACGCGCUGCUGGCGUGCGUCGUGGACAACCUCCGAGGCUACAAGGUGGCGUGGGUGCGCGUGGACACGCAGACCAUCCUGUCCAUCCACCACAACGUCAUCACGCAGAACCCGCGCAUCUCGCUGUCCUUCAACGACCACCGCUCCUGGUACCUGCACAUCAAGAACGUGCACGAGACGGACCGCGGCUGGUACAUGUGCCAGGUCAACACUGACCCCAUGCGCAGUCGCCAGGGCUACCUGCAGGUGGUUGUGCCCCCCACCAUCGUGGACAAGGACACGAGCACCGACAUGGUGGUGCGGGAGGCGUCCAACGUGACCUUGACCUGCAAGGCGGCCGGCUACCCGGAGCCGUACGUCAUGUGGCGGCGCGAGGACGGCGAGGACAUCAUCUACAACGGCGACAGCGUGAACGUGGUUGACGGCGAGACGCUGCAGAUCGUGAAAGUGAGCCGCCUGCACAUGGGGGCGUAUCUGUGCAUCGCGUCGAACGGCGUGCCGCCUUCCAUCAGCAAGCGGGUCGUGUUGCGGGUGCAGUUCCCACCGAUGUUGACAAUACCGAACCAGUUGGAAGGCGCGUACGUGGGCCAGGAUGUGGCCCUUGAGUGUCACUCCGAGGCCUACCCGACUUCCAUUAACUACUGGACCACCGAAAGAGGCGAUAUGAUAGUCUCAGGUGACAAAUACGAAGCGGUGUCAAUGGAUAACGGCUACAACAAGUACAUGAUGCUGAAGAUCAGGAGCGUAAAACAUAAUGAUUUUGGCUCGUACAAGUGCGUGGCCAAGAACUCUCUAGGAGAAACUGAUGGGGUCAUCAAACUGGACGAGAUCCCGGCUCCGACCACCACGUCGACGACCAGCCAGCCACAGGCCACGCUCGGGUCGACGCCCCUCAGGAAAGGUGCUGGUCGAGGAAGAUAUUCCAAGGAUCGGUCGUCGGAGAACCAGGUCCUAAGAGACUUCGAGUCAGACGAAUGGAGGAAUUCUGGUUUCGACGACUUCGACUACCCUUUGCCGUCGAUGGGGCCGUAUCCGGCCAUGCAGCCCCCAGGAGCGUUUGGCGGCGUGCAGCGCAUGGCAGAGCCGAUGGGCGCAUGGGCGUCGUUGUGGCUGGUGUACUGGGCGCUGCUGCACUGCUGCAGCUGAUGAGGUCGUGUGGCGCUCUGACUGGCUGGCUGCGCCGUGGCCAGCGAGCAAGGCCUCUGCAACUCUCUCCCCAGCGCUCCUAGUGAGCAGGCGUGCAGCAGGACUAGGCGGGCUAUACUUACUGCUGCAGCAACUGAAGAGGUCAUGUGAUUAUCUGACUGGCUGGCACCGUGGCAAUUGACCAGGCCUUGUGGCACCAGCCCAUGCUGGCAGAGGGUGGAAGCUCCGCAAAACUGAAAUUGUAGUAGCGGCUUUGGAACGUGAUCCACCAGGAAUACAAAAGGGGUUUUCUAUGAACAUUUAUCAACAUCUACCAUAUCAAACGGAUCGCAGCAAGGACGCAAUAAACCUUUAGUUUUGAAAUUUAGAGCUGCUUAGGCAUCAACAAUUUUUUUCCAGAGUUUUGCAGGAGGCCAAAGACAAUUUUGUAGCCUACCCAAAUGGCUUGGCAUUUUGUGAGUGAUACUAAUCCUAACUGUGCGACUGACAUUCACCCAGUCCCCCAAAUAAUAUCUGUGCUAGUUUACGACAUUUUUUAAUUUAUAAAAAUGCCAUAUUGUUUUUUUUAUGGAAAUGAACCACUUCAACAACUUCAAGAAAUCAAAUCAAUGAAAACACAAACUGUUGACUUCGUUCAAAUAGAAUGUUAAAACACGCACUUGUUUGGUGUUUUCGAAGCAAUAUUGUGAUCUAAACGUUAACAAAAGCCCCAGUUCGUGACAAGGUACUCUAUGAGUUAAAAAUAUAUCAAACCUUUCCCCACCCUGUUUCUGAACUUUUUUGUUGAGCAUCUAUCCAGCGAAUGUAUACGAAAAUGUUAACCUCUUGUAAGAAAAAAUAAAAAUUUCCACGCCGUUUGUACGUGCGGUAAAUGUGACGUAGAAAUGCUUAAAUCAGCAAUGUUCUCAACUAUAUUGGGGAAAAUAUCAUUAGACCCUAUACGCUUUGUUGCUCUGUGAGGUAAAUUGAUUUUAAGAAACGUUAAAUAUGACUAAGAAACUGAAGUGAUUGUAAUUUAUUUGACAGAAAAAUGCUCCUAGAAAUGUGAUCAAUUUAAAUAUAAUUAAUUAUGUUAUAAAAUCCACAAAAAAUUACCAUCGAAAUUCUAUCUCCAUACAUUGGUAUCAUGAAAAAAUAGGUUUGUAUUUUAAUAAAAUAUAUUUGAAGUAAAACUUCUUUGCUGAGGGUACUACAAUUUGCAAGCGUUACGAAAAUUCCAAUCGCAUGAGGUAAACUGUUAGGUUAGUAGUUGAGGAACCGGAUGAGGAGUGGAAUAGUUGCUUACGUGGUGGGGGAACCGGUAGAGUGAGGAUGGGAACAUAGCGUGGAAUCCUAUAUGCUAGUUGUAACACCCGGAAGAGGAGACGGCACGGGAGAGUUAGAAAUAACGCAGCAUUGAUGCUACAGAAUUCUUGUAACGCUAUUUGUGUUUGUUUACAAGUCCGUUUUUGUAACGGCUAAUAAUAGAAUGCUACCCAAUUACUUUUUCUUUAUUUAAAGUGUUUACAAUUUUUUUUUCACGUAGAAAAGAGAUUUGUAUAUCUGCAAUUUACUAAAUACCCUAAAUAUCAGGCUGAUUAAAACAAUUAAUGCUGUUUUUUUCUAAAAAUUUAGAACGUUUUUAAUCCUUAACGUUUGUGUAGUAUUUUAGCAAUUAUAUGUGGAUAUUGUUUCAGAAAAAUAUAGAAAAUAAUUACCAUAAAUGAUAUAUGUCUUUGUAAAUUUAAAUAACGAACUUCUUGUAAGAUAUAUUUGAAAAAUUAAGAUCAUUUUUUUUGUUCAUUCUUACUUAUCUCUUGUUAAAUAAAAUUUUUUAAGACUUUA
Molecule: messenger RNA, 3241 nt
Organism: Bacillus rossius redtenbacheri
Lineage: Eukaryota; Metazoa; Arthropoda; Insecta; Phasmatodea; Bacillidae
Product: lachesin-like
Exons: 11
Coding region: 98-1417 (439 amino acids)
Cellular component (GO): neuron projection
Source: RefSeq, a predicted model, not a curated record